AAAGGUUAUUAUACUGCCCAAUUAUCGGAUUCCUAUCGUAAGUGUUACUUCAGGCGAUACGCCACUGUGCCGAGAGAGACGUAUAAUGGCGCCAAGCGUAAAACGCUGCUCGCCGAACGCUAUUUGACAGUUGGGAGUCGCAUUAUUCACCGUUUUAACGUUUAGGCACACUCUGCCUGUUCUCAGUCGGUUCGAAGGCGUGCUAAUUUUAGCACGCUGGUGUAAUGUGUCGUGAUACUAACAUGCGGUCUCGUUGUGUUUGCGUGCUGUGGCAGUGAAGAAAAAAACAAAAAUGUCAAAUGUGAGCCAAAACAUUCCCUCCUCCGCCGACGCGUGUCAAAAUAUCGUUCACACGUUGAUGUGUCAUCGACAAGGUGGUGAAAGUGAAAGUUUUGCGCGUAGGGCCAUCGAAUCUCUUGUUAAAAAGUUAAAAGAGAAACGGGACGAGCUAGAUUCGCUGAUCGUUGCCAUAACAACCGGUGGCGCCCAGCCUAGUAAGUGCGUCACAAUACAACGAACUUUGGACGGUCGACUACAGGUGGCAGCUCGAAAAGGAUUUCCUCAUGUGAUUUACGCCCGGAUAUGGAGGUGGCCCGAUCUUCACAAGAACGAACUAAAACACAUGAAAUUUUGUACGUACGCGUUUGAUUUGAAAUGUGACCUUGUGUGUGUGAAUCCAUAUCACUAUGAAAGGGUCGUCUCGCCCGGAUUGGAUUUAUCCGCCUUAACACUACAAAGCGGACCGGCAAGAAACAAUGGCACGAUGAUGGAAGUCGAAGGCGAAAUGGGCAUGACUCAGGCUGUGCAACAUCAUCAUCCUCAACACCAAAUCAUUAAUCAACCUCAACCAGCACCUGGGAUGUUUGGUAUGCACAUGCAAAACAUGCCCAUCACUAAACAAGAAAAACUACCUCCAGAACAACGUGAUCUCUCUAGUUGGAGCCAGCAUAGUGUUGGUAUGCACCACAUGUCCCCAACACAACCUCUCAGUAUUCCACCUCCGAUGCCACAGCCCCUUCCUAACAUGUCUCCUACUGAUCAACAAAAUAUUCAGUUUUACAAUGGGAAAUCCGAACAAAAUUCUCAGAAUAUGCUCGAGACAUCACCUAAUGCCGUAGCGCAGUCAUCACAGAAUAACGUAACCGUUGGUAGUUCACCGGCAAUUAAAAAAGGUCUAUACACGGCCAAUUGGAAACAGAAUAAUUUGGCCAUGACCGUUGCCGAACCGGCUAGUACCGGUUUCUUGUCGAAUCAACCACCACCCGAAUACUGGUGCUCCAUUGCGUAUUUUGAAUUGGAUACUCAAGUUGGCGAAACGUUUAAGGUGUUAUCAAAAAUCCCUACGGUGUCGAUAGAUGGUUACGUCGAUCCGUCAAGGGGAAACAGAUUUUGUUUAGGUGCUUUAAGCAACGUCCAUAGGACGGAACAAAGUGAAAAGUCGCGACUACAUAUCGGAAGAGGUGUAGAGUUAAACUUGAAGGGUGAAGGGGAUGUCUGGUUAAGGUGUUUGAGUGAUCACUCUGUAUUCGUACAGAGUUACUAUUUAGACCGAGAAGCUGGACGACAACCUGGCGACGCUGUUCAUAAAAUCUAUCCAGAAGCAUAUAUCAAGGUUUUCGACUUACGCCAAUGCCAUCAGCAAAUGACAGCACAAGCGGCCACAGCACAAGCAGCUGCGGCUGCGCAGGCCGCAGCUGUUGCUGGCCAUAUUCCAGGGCCGCACUCGGUCGGCGGAAUUGCACCGGCUAUGAGUUUGUCGGCCGCCGCCGGGAUCGGAGUAGAUGAUUUGCGACGAUUAUGCAUUUUGAGACUGAGUUUCGUGAAAGGAUGGGGUCCGGAUUAUCCCAGGCAAUCAAUCAAGGAGACACCCUGUUGGAUCGAGGUGCACUUACACCGAGCCUUACAGCUUUUGGAUGAGGUUUUGCACAAGAUGCCGGUUGAAGGGGGAUGUGUUGCGAAGUGAAUCAUUGAUUUUGUUUGGAGGUUGACUUGUUUGCAAAAAACAGCAAAUAAAAUUGGAACAUUUGCACCUGGAUGAAACUGAAUCGUUUUUUAUACACCUUCGUGCUCCAUUAAUGUAACGUUUAUUGGGCACGCCACCACCGCACCCCGAAACUGUUAAUGUUACUGAAUUUUUCCGGAUUUUUCAAAAGAAAGUAAAUAAACAUCAAGGAAAAACUCGACACCACACUUUGAAAAAGGGUUCCUUAAUGUUCCAAUUCCAAAUUGACAUUUUCAUAGGGCAAAAUUUAUGCAUCAAGUUGUCAUUUGAAGUACAUCAAAGUGUAAAGUUAUAUUUGGAUGUUUAUUUACUUUUAAAAAGCAAAUCUGCUUUCAACAUUUACCACACCCUGCUUAAGCCAAAUUUAGAAGCUUAGGAGUUAGUUCCAGUAUUUACUGCAAAUAUGGCAAUACAAAACAAAUUUAUCCAAUGUUUUAGUACUCCCUACAUAUAAAUUCAGGCUCCUUUAAUUUUUUUUUGAAAAUUCUUUACAAAAAUGUGUGGCGAAAUUCAUAUGCCAAGUAAACGUUACCGCACCAAAAAUUCUAUUUGGUUCUUGUAUAAUUUGUCCAAGUGCAAAGACAGAAAAACGCGUGUCAGGAAAAAUAUUUUCCAUCAAAUUAAAAAAAUAGAAAAGAAAAAAAUUAUUGUAUUUAAUUAGCUUACCUGCAAGCAAUCAUUUAAGCGUUUUGUUGGUAGAACUAUUGUUUCAAAAUUGAAAACAUGUAUAAGCUACAUUGUGUAGAUUAUCUUAUAUUGUUUUAUUUAUGAGAAGAUUUUUAUUAAAACAUGUGAUUUUGUUAUCUAUUUUUGACGAAAAUAAUUAAGGAGAUAUUAUGAUCAGUUGUUUCUAUUGAUGAGUAUUGAUUGGCUAUUUGUAGUUUUUAUAAUAUUGAGAUAUAAAAGAAUUUUUUUCAUCUGAUGGUAUCCUUCGUUUGUAUUUAAAGAUAGUUUGAAAUAUUUGUUUAGUGACUUUGAGAACUUUGGGAAAGCUUCAAGUUCACGUUCACAGUCAUUCUUUUCACAAAAGUAUACCCAAAUAUAUUAUUUUUCUUGUUAAGCCAUAGUCAGCUUAGUUGAUUAAAAUAUUUUUAGUUUUGAAAAAGAAAAAGUGACAUUUAGUACCACAAAUUAAAAGAAAUAAUUUAGAUAUAUAUAUAUAUACCCAUAUUUAUUUUUGCC
Molecule: messenger RNA, 3184 nt
Organism: Cylas formicarius (sweet potato weevil)
Lineage: Eukaryota; Metazoa; Arthropoda; Insecta; Coleoptera; Brentidae
Product: mothers against decapentaplegic homolog 4-like
Exons: 6
Coding region: 293-1963 (556 amino acids)
Biological process (GO): transforming growth factor beta receptor signaling pathway; BMP signaling pathway; anatomical structure morphogenesis
Cellular component (GO): heteromeric SMAD protein complex
Molecular function (GO): RNA polymerase II cis-regulatory region sequence-specific DNA binding; DNA-binding transcription factor activity, RNA polymerase II-specific; I-SMAD binding
Source: RefSeq, a predicted model, not a curated record